Messenger RNA from Klebsormidium nitens, 3723 nucleotides. NCBI's taxonomy places the organism in Eukaryota, Viridiplantae, Streptophyta, Klebsormidiophyceae, Klebsormidiales, Klebsormidiaceae. The record is from the annotation of a GenBank genome assembly.
AUGGCGGGCGGCUCAGGAAGAGGCCUCCAAAAGCAGGGCCACUCGAUGGGUGUAGCUCCCAUAAUCCAAUGGGGUUUGCAUGCGCUUCUAGUUGCAAUGCUGAGCCUCUUGUCAUACGAGAGUGUUCACACCGAAGCCUUCGUCCUGUCGAGCAGCAACCUUGAGUCUUGUGUAGUCACGGGCUCACCCCCUAGUGGGAAUGCGUCCCUCCAGUCUGUCGACCUGACCACUCUGAGUUACCAGCCAACCCGCCCAGUAGAAAUCACCUUCAUGUUUCCUGGGGAUCUAGACGCCGUCACUAACGGCCAAGCAGCACCCAUUCCCGGGCCCGCCACUUUCGACGCGGCUUUCUCCCCGCCAAUCACGCACCGCCCCGCACCUGCCCCGGGCAUGACGUCAUCCUCGAACACGUGUUCACUCGGGCAGGGUUCUGCCAACUCGAGUUGCGGGGGCGGGCCGGCAGCGGGCCCUAUCGGUGCCGCCGCAAACGGCCCAUCAAUGGGGGUUCCUGCUCUGGCGCCCGGCGCGGGGAAAGUUUUGACAGCUGGCAGCAUAGGCGGGGCGCCGGUUCCGGGUGGUAAAAGCUCAAGCGGUCCCUCCGGGGCGCCCGCUGACGUUGAGGAGCCGGCCGCUGACGUCAGCGGCGGGGCGCCGUCCGUCACGGUGUCCGCAAAGCUGGCGGACGCGUCCAGCACGGACAUCACGUGCAAAAACAAAAUUCUGGUGACGUUCAUCGUUCAAAACGGGCAGACCCAGGCCACGGACUCUCUCGAGGCGACCCUGUCCGCCGUGACGGACGCCACCGGAACUGUCCGACAGCUGGCGGAAGCGUACAAGAUCAGCAUCGUCAAGACGCCCGUCUACGCCACGUACCCGCUCUCGUUCCUCCGGUCCUUCAACGCCAAGCCUUACGAGGAGAUCAUCCUUACCAACCAGUGUCAAGAUGGCGCCCUCGCCGACCAGGCCACCUGCGGCUGGUACUAUGCACAGGACGGGUCACGCGUUCCCAACAGCCAGGGCUUUUGCUGCAAGUGCGGCGUGGACCAGACGUGGAGCGACACGACGGGCGGCACCAGCACGCAGCAGCGGCGCUUCGCGGUCAACUGCAACGUGCUCACCAACUCGCUCUUCCUCACGGGGAUCCCCGCCACCGCCAGCUGCCUGCGCAUGUCCGCCGACUGGUACCCCGCGUACCUUAUCGGGGCCGCAUCACUCGACUUUCAGCUGCAGAUCACGGUCAACCGGAUGCUGCCCAGCGACAAUGGCCGGGUCUCCAACGGCAGCGCCGUCCAGACUCUGAUCCUGAGUCCGAGCGUCCCAGUAGCAAAAACAACCGAGGGAAAUGUGCUGGCCCGGUUGCCCGGAGACCUGGCGAGCUACACGCAGCUGCCCGUCUUCAGCGACCGGUACCUCAUGAUUCCUCAGACUGCGGCGCAGGCCGGCCGCCUGACCGCCAACACGUCCACGUGGAUGUUUAUCGACAAGACGCAGGUCAAUCUUGACGGCACCGUGUGUAACAUGAUCGGGACGAGCUUCACCGCCUUUCGAAAUCAGCCCAACCGGUGCGAACAAUACGCGGGCACGUGCCUGGCCAACCAGCUGGUGGACCUCGCGAAGGCCGACGCGGCGCGCGUCGCGGCCGGCCUCGUGCCGCAGUACCUCGUCAGCGGCUACGGCAUCUCGACCGGGGCCGCGGACAGUUCCGGGUUAAAGCUGAAGUUCGUCGUUAACCAGAUUCUGUCCAGCGUGGUCAGCUUGGAGCUGAACGCUGACGAGGCCCGUUACCUGGUUAAUCGAAGCCCCGGGAAGAUCGUUUCCGCUGUAGUUCCGACCUUCGAAGCGGUGUCGCGGAACGGAAACAUGGCCAUCACUGUACAAAAUAACGGAACUCUGGUCGCGGACUACACGCUGACGGUCCAGAACUGCAGCGACAACAUUCUGCCCAUCCAGGCGCAGAUGCACAGCAUCGCUCCCAACGCGACGCAGGACUUCGCGUUUCCGGUCGUCGUGCAGGACGACCAGGCCACGCAGCGGAACUGCACAGGCAAGCGUAGCGGAAUUGUUUUCAAGAUCAUCCUGUACGACUCGGUGGGUGAAAUAACCGACAUCAGUACCGUCUUCUUUUACACGAACGCAACUUUCUACGACAAGGGAGCGCAGGGCGGUAACCUAACUGUCGGUCAAACCACCAAUAGCACAGUCGUCCAAGCUCAGAGCCCACCAACUGCGGCGUUAACCUGCGUGCAGCUGUGCCCCUCCAUCUUCAGCGUCUCCUGCGCCUUCCUAACCGGCUGCUGGAGCCGUAUCGUGUCCUUCAUCGGCCUCAUGAUUACAAUCAUCGCAGUCCUCUUCGUCCUCGUCGUCAUGUACCGCCUGGGCAUCUUCUCCAUGUGCUUCCAGUGCUGCGCCGCGCUCUGCCGCGUCGGCGCGAAGCCACGGUCGGCGUCGCGCGAGCGCAUCCGCGCGCGCUCAGGGUCCGCCGACGCGGACGACGACGCGCGCACCUCUAGAAGUUCCAGCAAGAAGAGCUCCGCCUCACUGCGGCGCCGAAGCUCUAGCGGUGCUUCUGACGCGGAGAAAGCGCCCAGUAGCCCGGUUAUGAGUCGAACGGACCCGUACAUGGCACCUAGCCCGGGUGCCUCGAUAACCGGUUUUGCGCUUCCGUCCACCCCGGCCGGAAUGCCCGGCGGAAGCUUCGCCAGUCCCAGUGCGCGCGCAUUUGAGCGCGAGGGUUUCGGUCCGUUCGGUUCGGUCGCGGGCGGGUUUGGUGGCGGAGGUAACGGUAACCCAAGCUUCGGGUUCGGGGGGCCCAUGAGCGGGUUAGGACAUGGAUCACAGUAUUCCCAACCAGAGGGUUCUCCAAACCGGUUUUCUUCAAUGUCGCCGACUUCCAGGAUCAUCGCGCAGAGCGCGUUCGCCCCGGGUUAUCAAAGCGGGUUUGGUAACCCGUUAUUGCGAGAAAGGCCCGGCGGUUACACGCUGGGAAGCGGCCUCCCGCCAAAUCCAGGGAGCGCAUUUUUGUCCGGUCACGGGAGCGCGUUUGCGCCAGGUCAGGAGGGCGCUUUUGCAUCGGGUCAAGGAGUUGGGUUUGGGAUGGGCCAAGGGGGCUCAUAUGGGGGCGGGUUCACACAAAGUCAGGGAGGCUUCCUUGGACAAGGACAGGGGAACUUAUUCACGCAAGGGCAGGCGGGCGCACUCGCACCUGGGCAGGGGAGCGGAUUCUCACUCAAUCAGGGGGGCGUAUUCCCACCGAGUCAGGGGAGCCCAACGAGGUUCGGUGGGGCGUCUGUUGCGCAUGCGGGUUUUGGGGCUCAGGUCCAGCGGGCGUUCUCCGCAUUCCAUCCGGGGGGGCAGAUUCCGCAGGCGAAGGCACCCCCCGUGGCGAUAGAAAUGACGCAAGAGGCGCUGGUGCAAGCUGCGGGGACUGGGACAAUCGUGUAUUUGAAUUUCGAGAACGCCAGCGCGUCGUCCCAGCUACACAGCCCCGGCCCCUGUUGCUCGCUUGCCGGCCACCUGGUCUUCACCCCCGACGGGGGCUCGGUCCAAUUCACACUAGCUCCCGGCCGGGACUACCAGCGGCGCUACUUCGAGCCAGCCACCGGGUGUUACCAGCCCCUCCCGGCGCCCCGGCCCCUCGACUGCCAGUUCUUCACCGCAAACAUGGGGAUCGGAGAAGCCGUUGCUCUGACGAGCAUGAUUCCGAAAGGAGACUGCAUUAACUAG